Mollisia scopiformis is the source of this 584-nucleotide messenger RNA. RefSeq lists its product as uncharacterized. The transcript has 3 exons. Lineage: Eukaryota; Fungi; Ascomycota; Leotiomycetes; Helotiales; Mollisiaceae. The record is from RefSeq and is a predicted model, not a curated record. Bases 40 to 495 code for a protein of 151 amino acids.
CACCCAUCCAUCCCGCAACAUAUCACCAUGCAACACAACAUGCCUUCGAAGCCAACGCUCGCCAUUAUUGGAGCUAUAAGUGUCAUUGCUCUAUUCAGCCUCUUCAAAUUCCCCUUCAGCAGUCUAAACCACACCGAACCCCUUUUCCCACCGUCUUCCAAGGAUGGAAUCGUCCAUAUCGUGAUGUUUGAGUUCAAGGAAGAGGCCACCGCCGAGCAGGUAACGGAUGUAUGCGACCGAAUGCUUGCACUCAAGCAGAAAUGUCUCCACCCAACGACGAAAAAGCCAUACGUGAAAAUGGGCAUGGGAGGCAAGCAAAAUAGUCCAGAAGGGCUGACUGGUGGGAUGACCCACAUUUUCGUCGAGGAAUUCGAGAAUGAGCAGGAUAGAGAGUACUAUCUGAACAAAGAUCCAGUGCAUCUGGCAUUUGUGAAAAGCAUCGGAGAUGUUGUGAAGACGGCGCAAGUUGUGGAUUUCACUCCAGGAGUAUUCUAAUCCUCCCGAAUACGGGGUUUACUUAGAUGGAAAGUAAAACUUUUAGAAGAUGUGUAUAUCAUCAAAAAUCUCACAUUCAUCAUAUGAAC